UUCAGAAAUUGUCUUCUUCUUUGGGCUUCUCUCAGCCACAUUUCCCUCUCCUUCAUUUUGUGAAGCCCAUAUUCACUCCCAUAAAUCUGGGUUUUCUGCCUUUCUCACCCAUCUUUCUGUUUGUGGCUCCAAUUUUUAACUUCGUUCAUAUCUCUUCUUUACUUGCACAAUCUUCCUCGCCAUCCAAAACCCAUCACUAAUCGCCCUCUAGCUUUUAGCAUUCUCAUAUUCAUCAUUUCGAAAGACUCAGAAAGACUCCAUUGUUUUCUUUAAGCUGACUGGUGUCGUUAGAUACGUUUAUUCUCCCAACAUUUCGCCCCCUUUUUAUAUUGAAUCCAAAGAUGGGAGAUGUGGCCAAGGACCUCACCGCUGGGACUGUCGGAGGGGCAGCACAGUUGAUAUGUGGGCACCCGUUUGAUACCAUAAAGGUCAAGCUGCAAAGCCAGCCUGCUCCACUUCCUGGCCAACCUCCCAAGUUUUCUGGUGCCAUGGAUGCUGUCAAGCAAACUAUAGCAGCCGAAGGCCCUCGAGGGUUGUACAAGGGUAUGGGAGCUCCGCUCGCAACUGUGGCAGCCUUCAAUGCCGUUCUCUUUUCAGUAAGAGGCCAAAUGGAAGCACUGUUGAGAUCUGAACCUGGUGUACCCCUAACUGUCAAUCAGCAGGUAGUAUGUGGAGCUGGGGCUGGAGUUGCUGUGUCUUUUCUCGCUUGCCCCACCGAAUUAAUCAAGUGCAGAUUGCAAGCCCAAAGUGCAUUGGCACAAUCCAGUUCAGCUAGCCUCACGGUGAAGUAUGGAGGGCCAAUGGAUGUUGCCCGGCACGUCCUGAAGUCGGAAGGCGGUGUAAGGGGACUCUUCAAGGGAUUGGUUCCAACCAUGGCCCGAGAAAUACCCGGAAAUGCGGCCAUGUUUGGGGUGUAUGAGUUGCUGAAGCAGCGCUUUGCAGGAGGCCCAGACACUUCAAAACUCGGAAGAGGCUCCCUGAUUGUGGCUGGAGGACUAGCUGGAGCUACGUUCUGGGGCUCCGUCUACCCAACCGAUGUCGUCAAAAGUGUAAUUCAAGUAGACGAUUACAAAAACCCGAAGUACUCGGGUUCAGUUGAUGCAAUUAGAAAGAUCUUGGCCUCAGAAGGAGUUAAAGGACUGUACAAAGGUUUCGGUCCUGCCAUGGCCAGGAGUGUACCUGCAAAUGCUGCUUGUUUUCUGGCUUAUGAGAUCACCAGAUCUAGCUUGGGAUGACUAUGAAUCCCUCUGAGUCAUAUUUGCUUUUCAUUUGAUUGAACAAAUUAACAUUCUUCUUCAUUUCCUUCCUCUAAGAAAACAAAAAAAGGGGGAAGAAAUCCAUUCUCAAUUUAUAAAAGCUAUUAAACUACGAAACCUGAUUCUUUUUC
Messenger RNA from Momordica charantia (bitter melon), 1387 nucleotides. RefSeq names its product mitochondrial carnitine/acylcarnitine carrier-like protein. The record is from RefSeq and is a predicted model, not a curated record. NCBI's taxonomy places the organism in Eukaryota, Viridiplantae, Streptophyta, Magnoliopsida, Cucurbitales, Cucurbitaceae. Gene Ontology annotation, biological process: mitochondrial L-ornithine transmembrane transport. Gene Ontology annotation, molecular function: L-ornithine transmembrane transporter activity.